Messenger RNA from Exserohilum turcica Et28A, 847 nucleotides. RefSeq lists its product as uncharacterized. The transcript has 2 exons. The coding region runs from base 18 to 530 and encodes 170 amino acids. NCBI's taxonomy places the organism in Eukaryota, Fungi, Ascomycota, Dothideomycetes, Pleosporales, Pleosporaceae. The record is from RefSeq and is a predicted model, not a curated record.
ACGACGCAGUCGGCAACAUGGCAGCGGAAGCAAGCACCACCACCGCCGCCGCCGCGAAUGGCGCGCCAAACGGCGAUUACCAGGCAGUGUGGGCAAACAAGUACCGCGGCGCCACAGUAGAGGACCUCGACCCCCCGCCUGCGCUCUCCGUCCAGCCAAGCGACCCGAUAUCAUGGGCUCUCAUGUCCGGCCUUGAGCGCGACUACACACACCUCACCGUCAUCUCGCAGGCAAACCGGGCAUUGCUGGGCUACAUCAGCAUUCCGCGCCUCCAGCAGCUCCUCAAGGAAGGCACAGUCAAGGACAGCGAUCCCGUCCAAGAGGCCAUGCACAAGUUCCAGCGACGCGGCAGGCGAUACAAGGUCAUCACUACAGAAACACCGCUUGAGGAGCUCGAGGACUUCUUCAAUGGGGGCGUAGACGGCAGCGGAAAGCAGGAGUUUGCGGUGGUGACGGAUGCAAGCAGGAAGUUCGUGCUCGGAGUCGCUACGAGAGCCGACUUGGAGAACUUUGCCAAGAGGAGAGCAUGAACAAGUGCAGGAUUUCCAUGGGCCGUGGGAGCACGCAUCAAUACGCUAUGGAUCACGGUGGGAUGCAUCGGCAGGCGUUUUCUGGGGGAUACCAAGGAUGCUAAGUAGGAAGGGAGGAAUGCCUCGGUUUACGCCUUUGCACCCAUGGGACUUUGAGAGCAUUCCUGUACACAGCAUGCUGCGAUAUCAACUCGCGCGAAUCAAGGCUUGCCUGGUUAGUCCACAUGGCGCUAAGACGUGAUUUUGGUGGGACGCGGCCUUACUACAUACCCCGUUCAAAUGUAGCCUGGAAUAUUUACCAAUUCUAGCCAACUUUU